GCUCAAGCUCUCCGUUCUCAACGGACGGCUCUAGCUUCGAUAUUGAGGUUCCCAAGACAGCCACUGUUUUAGAACUGAAGCAGGCGGUGGAGGCGGUUUUCAGUCACAUGCCACAGAAGGGACCUGGAAAGAUAUCAUGGCCGCACGUGUGGGGGCAUUUCUGCUUGGGAUUUGGUGGUCAGAAGCUACUCAUUGAAACCGACCAUAUCAGGGACUACGGAAUCAGAGACGGCGAUCAGCUUGAUUUUGUUCGGCAUGUUUCAAUCAGCUACAUAAAUACAAAGAAGCAAUCAAAAAGGUUCACUGGCUCAAAACAACACAGGAGGUCAUUUAGUUUUGACGAGGAAGAACACAGCGAGCAAGAGGAAGAACAGAAGAACAAGGGCAUAGAACAGGACGACAACAUAUACUACAAUUGUGACGACAUUGAGAAUCAAAGGGUCCCGGAGUAUGACAACGAACUUGCUGUUCAACAACACAGCGAGACCGGAUUCCCAUUCAUACUGGGAGAGUGGUUUCCAUACUCAAGACUAUCACUGUCACCCGUAGGAGGAGGAGGAGGAAAAUCUAGAAGAAGCUAUGCUUGUUCCCCAGGCAUAGCCACUGGGUUGUUGCUUGGCUUUAGGAAGAUUUUCGGGCUUUGCUUCGAGAAACGUGAGAAACGCUACACUCGAAGGGACGUAUGGAGAAUAGAUUAGUACACACCCCAGGGACAUCAUACAUUUUCUUCGUCUGUGUGUUCUUGUUUUACUUCCCUAAACGUUUGUCUUUCUAAAGAAUUUAGUGAUUUCACGGCAGCACGUAUGGCACGUGCGGGGGAGACUGACAGUCCCAGUCACUCACUGAUCUCUAGCUCAUACGAGAACCUCAUACCAAAAUGUGUGGCGAAGAAUGAGAUUAGAUAACAUUUCCACUCACACAAAUUGGUUUU
Molecule: messenger RNA, 931 nt
Organism: Fragaria vesca subsp. vesca
Lineage: Eukaryota; Viridiplantae; Streptophyta; Magnoliopsida; Rosales; Rosaceae
Exons: 5
Coding region: 108-698 (196 amino acids)
Biological process (GO): proton motive force-driven ATP synthesis; mRNA splicing, via spliceosome
Cellular component (GO): U12-type spliceosomal complex
Molecular function (GO): proton transmembrane transporter activity
Source: RefSeq, a predicted model, not a curated record